Molecule: messenger RNA, 1245 nt
Organism: Fonsecaea multimorphosa CBS 102226
Lineage: Eukaryota; Fungi; Ascomycota; Eurotiomycetes; Chaetothyriales; Herpotrichiellaceae
Exons: 1
Coding region: 1-1245 (414 amino acids)
Biological process (GO): tyrosyl-tRNA aminoacylation
Molecular function (GO): tyrosine-tRNA ligase activity; ATP binding
Source: RefSeq, a predicted model, not a curated record
AUGGCAGGCAAAGAGCUGUCUCCGCAAGAGAAGCUCGCUUUGAUCAAAGACCAAUUGCAGGAGGUUCUACACGAAGACAUUCUUGAAAAUGUCAUUCUGAAAGAGCAGAGACCAUUGAUAAUCUACUGGGGUACAGCCACGACAGGAAGACCGCAUUGCGGCUACUUCGUGCCAAUGAUGAAAAUUGCGCACUUUCUCCGAGCGGGCUGUCGGGUCAAGAUCCUUCUGGCAGACAUCCACGGGUUUCUCGACAAUUUGAAAGCGCCCAUCGAGUUGGUCAAAUUCCGGGCGGAAUACUACAAAUACAUUAUCCAAUCCCUCCUGAAGGCCGUCGGCGUGAGUUUGGAGAAGCUGGAAUUCGUUCUAGGCUCCUCUUACCAAUUGAGCGCAGAUUACACCAUGGAUGUCUUCCGACUGAGUAGCGUGGUGACAGAGCACGAUGCCAAAAAGGCCGGUGCUGAGGUCGUCAAACAGGUUGAAAAUGCCACAUUAUCUGGACUGAUCUAUCCCUUGAUGCAGGCACUGGAUGAGCAGCAUUUGGGCGUCGAUGCACAAUUUGGUGGAGUCGAUCAGAGAAAAAUAUUUGCUCUGGCACAAGAAACUCUUCCCAAGAUUGGCUAUAAAGAACGAGCGCAUUUGAUGAAUCCUAUGGUACCCGGUCUGGCUGGUGGCAAAAUGUCUGCCUCAGACCCCGACUCCAAAAUCGACAUUCUCGACACGGCUGACGCAGUCAGAAAGAAGCUCCGCAAAGCCUAUGCAGCUGCUGGAGAAAUCGAAGGAAAUGGCAUAAUAUCUUUUGUCGAAUAUGUGUUACUACCCAUCAGCUCUCUGCGAGAUCCCGAAGGAAAAGGAUCCUUCGUGUGCGAGAGAAGAGAAGGAGAAGGAGAGCCGCUGGUGUAUCACGAUAUUGAGACCCUGAAGGAGGAUUACCGAGCCGACAAGCUCACCCCACAAUUGCUCAAGGCUGGCGCAGCUACCGCUCUUGUAGAGUUGCUGGCUCCCAUUCAAGCCGAAUUCCAGGCGUCACCGGAAUGGCAAGAGAUUGAGAAGAAAGCCUACCCUCCUCCCGAGCCGGCCAAGAAGAAGAAGCAACCAAAGGAUAAAGGCUCAAGGUACCCGGGUGCGAGCAACGUCACUAGCAAACCGGACGGAUCGAUCGAGGGCGAGGGGAAGGAAGAAGUUGAGGUGGGAAAGACAGCAGAGCAAGCAAUGUCGAACCUGGACAUCAACGGUCAAGCUUCAUGA